AGCUGAAAUGGUUUCUGCAUUGGAUCAAAACGGCCCGCAGUACUUGCAAAACCCAAUCGUUAUCGCAGCAGAUUGGAUUGGGUUCAUUGCCUUAUUUGGAUCUUCUCUUGCUGUAGCAUACAAACUUGUUACUUUCAAAGGACCAGACCAAGAUGAUGUCUACUUCUUUGGAUACCGUGAGGAAAAGAUGAUCUCGGUGUUCGUGAAUCUCUUUGCAGCUUUAGCAUACUGGGCAAAAUUAGCGUCACAUGCCAAUGGAGAUGUCGGGCCCGCAGCGUCAGUGACAACCUACAAGUAUCUGGACUACUUGUUCACCUGCCCGCUCCUCACCAUCGAUCUCUUGUGGUGCCUCAAUCUCCCCUACAAGUUCACCUUUGGCGCCAUCGUGGCUGUGUGCAUCUUGUGCGCCUUCAUGGCCUCGGUCAUUCCUCCGCCGGCCCGUUACAUGUGGUUCGGCAUGGGCAUCACCGUCUUCUCUGCAGCAUGGUUCAACAUCUUGAAGCUCGUGCGCAUGCGCCUCGAGCAGUUUGUGAGCAAAGAGGCGAAGAAGGUCCGUCAGUCCCUCAAGGUUGCCUGCAUGACUUACUUCUUCAUCUGGCUCGGAUACCCUACCCUGUGGGUGCUCGGCGACGCUGGCGUGCUCGACUCAGUGGUUUCAGCUUUGUUGCACACGUUCUUAGACGUUUUCUCCAAGUCAAUUUACGGCUUUGCCCUGCUGCACUUUGUGAUGAGAACCGACAAGAGAGAGUUCAUCUUCGUGCCUCUGAAGCCUUCGGUUGAGAAGAUCGUGGUCGAAGACGACGAAUCAACGAGCUCGCGAGCCGAGUCGACGCGCGCGUCCAAGUCCAAGAUCAUGAUCGGCUCGAGGGUCAAGAAGUUGCGGAGCUCAGCGACUGAUGAGCUACGACCGAGCGCGACAAACAUGAACCCCUGGCUGAACGGGUUGCCGAAUGGAUUGUCGAUGGGAGGAAGCAUGGGAAGCAUGGGAGGAAUGCCCGGCAUGCCCGGAGGAAUGGGUGAUCACGGACUUGAAGACGUAGAGAUGCACAAUCAGUCGGCACAGCAGCAGUAUCUGGCAACCCAGGAGGAGAUCAAUCAAGUGAAUAAGCAGCUCCAAGACCUCUUGAUGCGUACUGGAGGAGCGGGUCGCUCGAUUUGAAAGCAAGGAUGCUUGUAAGAUAUAUCACCUCGAGGAACCGCAUUGGGUUGUGGCCUGAGCUCCACGUUUUGACGAUUUGACUUUGAUGGAACCCAGUGUCAGAGAGGGAGAAAUGCUCCAAUCUGCUCCAAGUUGCCGACAGAUGUUUCAAGUUUUGUGUUAUUUACCAUGUGAAGGAUUAAAUUAUAUACUCUG
Molecule: messenger RNA, 1354 nt
Organism: Guillardia theta CCMP2712
Lineage: Eukaryota; Cryptophyceae; Pyrenomonadales; Geminigeraceae
Exons: 4
Coding region: 8-1159 (383 amino acids)
Cellular component (GO): plasma membrane
Source: RefSeq, a predicted model, not a curated record